AUGGUGGAGACAUCGGGCGCUUCACGGCGUCCACCCCUUGAAUCGCAGGAUACACUCGAUCAGGUGAAGCUGACGGGCACGCUCGGUAACGAUGGUGUCGCUUCACUUCAUCCCGAGCACGGCAGUAACGGCCACGCUCUCCCUCCCGCGGAAGGAGCAACAUCAGACACUCGAGACUUUGGUGGGAAGCGCUCAAAGUCGGAAGGCAGCAUUCAGAUCCGCCUGGAGAAGACGGACCGCAAGGGUCGUUACAUCCUCACUGCGGACGAUCCCGAGAUCCGUGAGAUUCUGCGCAAAGGCAUCGAACGCGAGGAGCUCGAAGCGGCGAACAAGAAGCCGCGGAUACGCUUCCGCGACCUUGUCUUCACGCGGCAAUUCACCACCUUUGAUCGACAAAAUCCGGCAAGCAGUGAGAGCCCCUUCUUCGGCUUCUUCACCCUCUUUUGGAUCGCUAUGGCGCUGCUCCUCUUCCAGGUAUCCAUGAAGAACUUCCGCGAGUACGGGAGUAUCUUGGGCCGGAACCAGAUCAUGAAGAUGAUGUUGAGCCAUGAUGUCUAUGUACUAGGCCUUACGGAUGGCGCCAUGUGCGUCGGGACAUCCGUCACGUUCUUCCUGCAAAAGCUCGUGCAGUGGCGUGUCCUCAAUUGGGGCCGGGGUGCGUGGGUGGUGCAGAAUGUUUGGCAGACCGUCUACCUCGCCUCCGUCGUCGGCUGGGCUUAUUUCCGGGAGUGGCCGUGGACGCAUACCAUCUUCGCUGUGUUGCAUGGGUUGGUGUUCUUGAUGAAACAGCACAGCUAUGCUUUCUACAAUGGGUAUCUGUCUGGCGUGUACCGGCGCAAAUUGCUGCUCGAGAACAAGCUGAAGCAGCUGCAGACCAUGGAGCCAAUCCACUCCGGCCCCAGCAGUCCGCGAGACUCCCGUCAAAUGGAUGCUUUCUCGAGCGGUCUUGACGUCGCGGAGCUGUCCAAGAAAGCUUCGGAAGCUAUCAACAACAGCGACCUAAAGCGCCGUCCUUCAAUCGGAAACCGCACCUCCACCAACCUUGCAGUUGAGCAAUCGGAUGUGGCUACCAUAGCUUCGGCCAUACAUGCCGGAACCGCCAUCACGCCGGACCAGAUGUCCACUUUCGAGCAGGUGAUCAAUACCGAGCUCGAAGACCUCAACCGCGAGCUCGCCGGCAAAUCCGUAUCCGGAGCUCACGCGUACCCAAAGAACCUCCGCUUGCUCAACUUCGCCGAGUUCAUCUGCCUGCCCACGCUGGUGUAUGAGCUGGAGUAUCCGCGACAAGAGAAGAUCAACUGGUGGUACGUCCUUGAGAAGCUCACGGCGACUUUCGGUGUGCUGUGCAUCAUGAUGGUGAUCUCGCAAGCCUUCAUCUACCCGCCCAUAGCGAAGACUUUGCGCAUGAAGGAGGCGGGUGUGUCUGUGGCGGAAAGAUGGCAGGAGUUCCCAUGGAUCGUCAGUGACUUGCUCUUCCCGCUGUUGAUCGAACAACUAUUGACGUGGUAUCUGAUCUGGGAAUGCAUCCUCAACGUCCUCGCCGAACUCACCCUCUUCGCCGACCGCGGCUUCUACGGCGACUGGUGGAACAGCGUGACCUGGGACCAAUACGCGCGCGACUGGAACCGGCCCGUCCACAACUUCCUCCUCCGCCACGUCUACCACAGCAGCAUCUCCGCCUUCCACCUCUCGAAGCACACCGCCACCUUCUACACUUUCUUGCUGUCGGCGUUGGUGCAUGAGAUGUGCAUGGCGAUCAUGUUCAAGAAGGUCAGGGGGUACCUGUUCACCGCGCAGUUGCUGCAGAUGCCGCUUGUGAUGAUGUCGAGGCAUAAGUUCUUGCGCAGCCGGGCGGUGCUGGGGAAUGUGAUCUUCUGGUUUGGGCUGUUCGUUGGGCCGAGCUUUUUGACUAGCCUGUACCUUGUGAUAUAG
Molecule: messenger RNA, 1932 nt
Organism: Baudoinia panamericana UAMH 10762
Lineage: Eukaryota; Fungi; Ascomycota; Dothideomycetes; Mycosphaerellales; Teratosphaeriaceae
Exons: 3
Coding region: 1-1932 (643 amino acids)
Biological process (GO): ergosterol metabolic process
Cellular component (GO): endoplasmic reticulum membrane
Molecular function (GO): ergosterol O-acyltransferase activity
Source: RefSeq, a predicted model, not a curated record